Molecule: messenger RNA, 1722 nt
Organism: Rotaria sp. Silwood1
Lineage: Eukaryota; Metazoa; Rotifera; Eurotatoria; Philodinida; Philodinidae
Source: the annotation of a GenBank genome assembly
AUGAUCGAAUUACAUCAUUUGUCUCUUGAUGAAUCACUUGAUAGUACAACUUUGAAUACUGAUCGUUCAUUUUCAAUCAUUUCUUCAUCUCUUGGUCAAUACUCAUCGAAAAAAUACGUGCUUGUCGACAAUCACAAAGUGAAUCAUGCAAAACCAUCUCCCUGUUGGAAUCGAUUUGCUCUUCCUGUUGUAAAAGAUGAAAAUAAUCGUAAUAUUGUUAUUAAAAAUUUUGCAACAUGUCGAUCUUGUUAUGCAACUUAUGUAUUUACAUAUGGAUCAACCAAAUCACUAAAUUCUCACAAAUGUGUCAAAGAAUUAUCAUCAAUAUCUACAUCACCUAGUACUAAAUCACCAUCCUUGAAUUCGAAAAUAAAUCGAUUUUCUUCUGAAAAGAAAAAGACGUUAACAUCGUUAAUUGCACUAUGGAUAUGUCAAAGUAUCCGUCCUAUCAGUAUUGUUGAAGAUGAAGGUUUUUUAAAUAUUAUCCAACAAUAUCUUAGCUGGGAUGGUGGUCUAUUUAAUAAUAUAUAUGGUAAUGAUAUAUUACCAUCAAGAUCGACAAUUACGAGAGAAAUUAAGCGACAAGCAAAUGAUAUUCGUGAACAUCAAGGCUCAAUUACGGGUGCUCUUUCUCGUUUUGGACUUGAUCAGUUAAUGGAUAAAAUAACUUUUGUUUGUGAUCGUGGUAGUAAUCUGAUAAAAGCAUUGGAAGAUUAUCAAGUGGUUCAUUGUUUUCCUUAUAGACUGAAUAAUGUCUUAAAACGAACAUUUUACAGUGCAGGUACUAAAGAAAAGAAACAGAGAAAACAAAGAAAAGAAUCAUUGAAAAAGAAUCAAAAUAAUGAUCAAUUCAAUUGGAAUAAUUCAAAUGAUGAUGAUAAUGUCUGUCUUACGUAUUAUGAUGAUAGGGAUUCAAGUGAAAGUGAAACAGAUGAUAAUAUUGUUCUUGAUGAAAAAUCUGUUGAAUUAGCUUUGAGAAGUUUAUCAUCAUCCCUGAACGUUAAUUGGCAUCCUAAGCUGGAAACAUUAAGCAAGUCAACGAUCAAACAAGCAAUAAUUGUUCGAUGGCUCACAAUGUCACAAUUGCUCGAAAGUAUUCUGUCUUCAUAUUCAGCUUUAACAAGUAUUGCAAGUGAGGAGGGUGCCCUUCACACUCUCCCUACAAUUGAUGUGUCAACUGUAGCUACUAUUAAUGGUUUAUUCUUACCAUGGAAAGAGGUGAUCGAACGUUUACAAGCGACUAAUACAUCAUCUCUCCAUCUAGUAGUUACAUCUUACUGGUAUCUUCUCGAAAGUCUGGUAGUGACGAAGGAUGAAGUAGCUGAUAAAGCAGCCCAAGAUGUUGUCCUUUUUAAAAGACAUGCACGACAAUUAUUAAAAGCAAUGUUCUCUUUGCACGAUCUAUAUUGGAUCGCUGCAAUACUCAAUCCACAUAGAAGAAUGCUUAAACAUGCUACUGAUGUUGAACGUGCACAUGCAUAUUGUCUAGUGCGAGCUAGAGUAGCUAAACUUAUGAAAAUGGCACAGAUUGAUAAUAAUGAAGAAGUAUUAUCUUCAGCAACUAUUAGUUCAACACCACCACCUCGCAAAAAGUUGAAGUCCUACACAACACAAUUUCAUGAUGACACAGAUUUAGGUGAAACAAGUAGUAAUAUGACAAUUGCAAAACGUGCUCGUCGUGAAUUAGAAAUCUAUUUACAACUGAAUUUAACUAAUUGUUAA